Thelazia callipaeda (thelaziosis nematode) is the source of this 1356-nucleotide messenger RNA. Lineage: Eukaryota; Metazoa; Nematoda; Chromadorea; Rhabditida; Thelaziidae. The record is from the annotation of a GenBank genome assembly.
AUGACCGAUUUGCCAAUACCGCAUUGUGCAUCAGAAGUUUAUCAGUAUGUAAGCAAUCUUAUUGGAAAUUCUUUACAAGAAAUUGAACAAUUAAUACUGCAAAUGGGAACUCGACAGGAUGAUACAGUAAUAAAUGUUGGCAAAAAAAUUGUAAAGUUAAAAGAAUCAACUGUAACAUCAGAUGGAUCUUCUUCCGUUGCUAAGCAAACUUCAAAAAAUUUCGAAAAAUUUUUCUCAUCUGAAAAUGAACCAGGGAAGCUGAAUUGUCUAGGUGAAUACAGAUCACGAGAUGAAUCUGAGCAAAUUAAAAAUCUGCUCUGCUUUCCAGUGGACAAUGAAGCACGAAGUCUACGAUAUACAGAUCGUAUUUUUGAAUCACUAGACAAGAAAGCAGUUAUACUUAUGCGAGAGUAUGAUUCUCCUCCUAUUGAUAACUUAUCUCAAAAACAAUCGUUUGGAUUCAAUCAUUAUUAUCAGCAAUUAAAAUCAAGCAAAAAACAACCUAAAAUAAAGAUUAUAACUGAUCGAAAAUCACAUCAUCAAAAACAACAACAACCAGAAAUGGAAAGUACACGUUCUCAAGAUAAAAGAUAUCGGUCAGAAGAUCAAGAAAAAUUAUACAUUUCUGAUAAGGUAUUUCAAGAAGAAUCAACUCCACGUAAUGAGAAAAUUGAUCAAAUUCAAAAGUCACGUAAUUUAUGUGAAGAAGAGCGUAGAAAUUUGCAACACGCACAUAUUUAUGAACGUGGAGGCUCAAGUCAACAGCAAAAACAUAAUAAACAUAAUAAAUCUAAGCAUGCAAAAAAAAAAGAAAAAUUAAAAAGAAAACACGAACAAAAAGUUAAAACACAAAAAAAACAAAUGCCAGCUAUUGAAGAUUCAGAUUCUGAUAACUCUAGCAGAAGCCUUUCUAAGCAGAAACGUAUUAUUAAAACAAAUGCUAAAAGAAGUGGAAAAAAAGCGCAAAAAAGGAGAACAAAUAGACACACGGAGCCGACUGAUAUGUUAGAACAUCAACUUACGGCCGAGCAACGUGACAAAAUUCGACAAAUGUCAGCAACACGUCGAAAACAUUAUUCGCCAUAUGGAAGCAGUAAUGAAAAUGUUGAACACAGGAUUGGAUCAACUGAGGAUUUAUCCAGAGAAUUUCACUCGGCAGAAAAAACUACACGUAAAGAAAAUAUUAGAAGACUGUGGUGUGUACAACCACAACACCUAUACCAUUCUGGAUAUUUACCAAAACAUGGAAUUUCACCUAUGAUUGAUGCAACUGGCACCCAAAAAAUUGUAAUGAAAGGAUGGAAUCCGAGCUUUAAAGUGAAAACUAUUCGGUUGCAAAGUUCGCCUCCAAAAUAA